Cooperia oncophora is the source of this 390-nucleotide messenger RNA. Lineage: Eukaryota; Metazoa; Nematoda; Chromadorea; Rhabditida; Trichostrongylidae. The record is from the annotation of a GenBank genome assembly.
UUGAAAAACCAUAAUGUUCAGAGCGUAAUACUUCGUUUCAGCCUAAUCCUCUUUGCAUCUCUUCCUUUGUUGGCCCUCUCGCAACAAUUCUCAACGCCACAGAGAACGAAUGAGGUCAACCCUGACGUACUUCCUGCGUGGUAUCAGACGCCCCAGAAGCCGUUGACCACAGGUUACGGUUUUGGUCGAAAUCCACCAGCAAUGUAUGAGAGAGCACCAGCGACCAACUAUCAAAACUACCCAUCAUUUGGUUCAAAUCGACCAGCCUAUCCAGAAUUGAUGGCUCAACAAGCUCGACGAUAUCCUAUGGGAGGUCAGGAUAUUGGAGCUAUGGAAUUUUUUAAAGGGUUUUUCGAAGCAGUUUAUCAGAGAACAGAAUGGCUUACGUGA